This is a messenger RNA of Galendromus occidentalis (western predatory mite), 549 nucleotides long. Its product is annotated as zinc finger protein PLAGL2. Lineage: Eukaryota; Metazoa; Arthropoda; Arachnida; Mesostigmata; Phytoseiidae. Gene Ontology annotation, molecular function: RNA polymerase II cis-regulatory region sequence-specific DNA binding; DNA-binding transcription factor activity, RNA polymerase II-specific. The record is from RefSeq and is a predicted model, not a curated record. Bases 1 to 549 code for a protein of 182 amino acids. Gene Ontology annotation, biological process: regulation of DNA-templated transcription. The transcript is spliced from 4 exons.
AUGUUUUACUUGACGAAACUGACCCAGGGUCCUCUAGAAGCUUUCGAGGUCGAUCUCGAGGAGAACGUGUGCCAUAGCUGCGACAAACCUUUCGUGAAUCGCUUGCAGCUCCUCACCCACAAACUAGAAGAGCAUCAGCUGAAGAGAGGUUCUUAUGUCUGUCCAGAGUGCAAAUAUACGUCCGCGCGGAAGCCCGACGUGCGGCGACAUCUCCAAGUUCAUCUAGGGAGUCCGGGCAAUGGUUUCAAAUGCAGCGUUUGCAACGGGGAUUUCAAGAAUUAUCGUAGCUUAUCAUCACACAUCAAAUGCGUCCAUGGUUAUAGCAAUGUACCCAAUUUUGACCAGUCCUUCGUGUACCGACGGAUGGGACUUCGCUUUCUCUGUCCUUUCUGUGACUAUAAAUGCCAGAGAAAGUAUGACUUGCACCGUCAUAUGAGGAAGCACACCGGAGACAAGCCCUAUGGAUGCACUUACUGCAGCAUGAAGUACAGUCGUCUGGAACACCUCAAAACUCACAUUAAAGCCAAGCAUCUGUGCCAGAGCGCUUAA